GUAAAAGACAACUCAAUUCCAAAAAGCUACUUUACUUCCACCGGCUACCACAUGAUUUACGUAAUAAAUACACUUACGAAUCAAGGAGGGAGAGAAGCUUUCAGUCGCAACUCAUUUCGAAUCCUAGCUGGUGUCUGGGUCUUGUGCGCUACUGUUUUGGUCAAUUCGUACACAGGAAUUGUCACUUCAUCACUCACGACGCCUAGACUAAAACCGUCUAUUAACUCAUUUGAAGAAUUAGCAGACAGUAAAGAAAUUGGAAUAGUCAUCAGGAGUGACACAGCGGUCGGAGCACAAAUUCUCGAAGCAACAUCCGGCAUUUAUAAGGUUCUUGGAGACCAAGUCCGGCUUCAUCCUGAUCGCAUAUUUGUCGAUCCGUUUAAAUUAAAUGCAAAAUUGGAAACUGGUCAAUUUGCUUACCCAUUUCUGAACACCUUUACCGUUGCGUUUGUGAGUUCUCAUUAUAAAAAAGAAGGGACGUGUCGUUUCAAAGUUUCGAAGCCACUGCCUAUUUUGACUGGAUUUUACUCAUUGCUCCAUAAAAAGGGAACUUGGUACACCAAAACCAUAAGUAGAGGACUGAUGGACUUGUGGGAGAGUGGCCUUGUUAAAUUUUGGGUGAAUAAUCUUCCUACCUUACCAAAGGCAGAUGCUUGUUUCGUCGACAGAAAACGUCGAGUUUCUCGCCCAGUUGCUAUCAAGUUAACUGAUUUAACUAGCGCCUUUCUAAUUCUGGGGAUCGGGAUCGGAUUAGCAAUUUUAGUUUUCAUGUUGGAACUUAUCUACUGGAAACUGCUGGCGAUGCAAAAGAAACUCGCUAUAGUCGAGAUCUAAAAUCCCAUAACGAAUAAUAGAAGAAUAUCGGUGACUCAUCCGUAGUAGUUGUUAGGUAGAGUUUAGUUGUUAGAGAAAUAAAGAAACGACAUGUUUCAUGAUUAAGUAAAUGCUUUAGACCUUAUUUGGUAAUCAAUUUGAUUACAUAUGUGGUAGAUUAUAGUCAGAAUGCAGCAACGAAAAUGUUCUGUUAUCCUCGAUUGUGUAACCAAUAAAAUUAGCAUAUUCUAUCUCAAAAUACAAGUU
Messenger RNA from Daphnia pulicaria, 1080 nucleotides. Its product is annotated as ionotropic receptor 93a-like. The coding region runs from base 52 to 834 and encodes 260 amino acids. NCBI's taxonomy places the organism in Eukaryota, Metazoa, Arthropoda, Branchiopoda, Diplostraca, Daphniidae. The transcript is spliced from 5 exons. Gene Ontology annotation, molecular function: ligand-gated monoatomic ion channel activity. Gene Ontology annotation, cellular component: membrane. The record is from RefSeq and is a predicted model, not a curated record.